Messenger RNA from Trichomycterus rosablanca, 3114 nucleotides. RefSeq lists its product as uncharacterized. Lineage: Eukaryota; Metazoa; Chordata; Actinopteri; Siluriformes; Trichomycteridae. Gene Ontology annotation, molecular function: purine-specific mismatch base pair DNA N-glycosylase activity; adenine/guanine mispair binding; 8-oxo-7,8-dihydroguanine DNA N-glycosylase activity. Gene Ontology annotation, cellular component: nucleus. The transcript has 25 exons. Gene Ontology annotation, biological process: mismatch repair; base-excision repair. The record is from RefSeq and is a predicted model, not a curated record. The coding region runs from base 163 to 2730 and encodes 855 amino acids.
CCUUCUUUAUUGUACACAGAACCAACAUAAACAAACGGAAAGUUUUCAUUUAAGUUCAGAUACUUUUAAUUUUUUAAACUUUAUUUUGGUUUUAUUUAUAUCAGAUUGUUUUGGUUUGAAUCAGACUGCUGCACAGAGAAACGUGUCCGUGAUGCUGUAAGGAUGAGCAGCAGUAAAUGCCAGGCCGCCGCAGGCCGUCUGCUGGACUUCCUGCGUGAGUGGGAUCGUGGGAAUAAAGUCGUACGCAGACGGAUGCUUCAAACGUUUCUGCUACAAAACACGGGGAAGACGAGUCCUGAGCUCGAGCUGGAGUUCAGCCAGGCCGCCAGUCUGUUCCUCGCUCGCAUCUGUGCCUGGAUGAGACUCACCUACAUGUUCGGCACGUGUCUGGAUCUUCAGCUCAAAGCUCUGAAGGUUUUUCUCUCCGCUACCAGCAAUCACCGGUACCUGCUGGAGUUUUUGGAGGUGGGAGGCAUGAUGACCCUGCUUGAGGUUCUUAAACAGGAUCGGACCAAGGAAGGAGAAAAAGCUGAAGCUCUUCAACUGCUCAGCAUCAUUGCCAACACUGGAUACAAGUACAAAGAGGUCGUCUGUGAAAGCUACGGUGUGAAGGUCGUAGCUGAGUGUCUGGUGAAGUCCCGCUCAGAGGAGACUCAGCGCUCGGCGAUCAACCUGCUGGAAUCUCUGGCUCACGGGAACCUCAGGUACCAGAAGCAGGUGUAUAAAGGUCUGAUCGCUCUGCUGGCCUGCAGAAACCCUACAGCUCAACAGCUCGUGCUUCACACCUUACGCAAAGUGCAGACUUUUGUAAAAUCAGCUCAUCCGGCUAUAGUGGAACCACUGCUGGACCUACUGCGCUCGUUUCAUCUGGAGGUUCAGUGUGGAGCUAUAGAGCUGAUUAUAGAGCUGCAGCAGACGGAGGUGAGAGACGUUCUGCUCAGCGCUCUGCUCGCUCUACUCAAACCUACCAGAGAUGGAACCCACAAACACAAGAUCCUGCAGGAUCCAGAGAUGAUAAAGAUGACAGAGCCAUUACCAGUGUACGUCCAGCAGGCAGCAGCAGCCAAAACUCUACGGAUGUUGGCUGAGGGAAAGCGGGAGACGUCAGAGGAGCUGGUCCAGCGUGGAGUGGUGCAUCAUUUACUCUACGCCAUGGGCAAUCAGGAGCAUGCAGAGGCUCAGAUACAGGCCAGUCUGGCUUUGGAGCAUUUCGUGCGCUCCUACCCCGAGGUUGAGGAACAGGUACGGAGUGCUAUGGGAUCUGAUCUCUUUAACUCCUUCAUGCACAACGCAGAGCUCCUGUACAUCAGCAUGGAUGAAGUUCAAGCAGAUAUUUUACUGUCCAACAAAGUGGAAGUUUCAAGCGAAAUGAAAGAGCGAACUGCGGCGACGGAGGAGGACGCAGACGUCAGGACCUACGCGGUGUGGGUGUCGGAGGUGAUGCUGCAGCAGACUCAGGUGGCCACAGUCAUCGAUUACUACAACAGAUGGAUGAAGAAAUGGCCAACAGUGCAGGAACUGGCUGGAGCUUCACUAGAGGAGGUUAAUCAGAUGUGGUCCGGACUGGGGUAUUACUCACGCGGACGGAGACUGCAUGAAGGAGCGCAGAAGGUGGUGCGUGAUCUUGACGGUAAAAUGCCAAAAAAUGCUGAAGAUCUUCUCAAGCAGCUGCCUGGAGUUGGCCGAUACACAGCCGGGGCGAUCAGCUCCAUCUCACUGGGAGAGGUGACUGGGGUCGUGGAUGGAAAUGUGACCCGGGUUCUGUGUCGGGUCCGGGCGAUCGGAGCGGACAGCACCAGCACUCGCGUCACUGUUGCACUCUGGAAAUUAGCAGGUACCGUGGUGGAUCCAGAGCGACCGGGCGAUUUUAACCAGGCGAUGAUGGAACUUGGGGCGACGGUGUGCACCCCAAAAUCUCCUCUCUGUACCCAGUGUCCUGUAGAGUCUCACUGUCACGCUAACAGAAAGGUUCGAUCGCUACAGCAGAGAGACUCCCAAAGACUUCUGGGUAAAUCGGACUCGACCUCGGACAGCCCUGUUCCUGAUAUAGAGAACUGCUUGAGUGCUGGUCACUGUAAGCUGUGUCUCUCUGAGGACUGGAACACUGAACUCGGGGUGCAGAAUUUUCCCCAGAAACCAGUGAAGAAGGCGCCUCGUGUGGAGCGAACGCUCGUCUAUGUCCUGCAGCGACAGAGUAACGACGGAGAGACUCAGUUCCUGCUCACACAGAGACCCAGUACAGGGCUACUGGCAGGAAUGUGGGAGUUACCCAGUGUGCUUUUGGAGGAGGGCGUGUCUGAGAAGAAACACAGAGACCUGUUAAACACAGAGAUGAAGAGGAUUCUCGGGCGCUCUCCUCCUGCAGAGUCAUUUCAGUACGUCGGAGAGGUGGUUCAUAUCUUCUCACACAUCCACCAGACGUACGUGGUGUACAGCGCAGCGGUUUGUGUUUCUACUGAUGAGGACAAAGAGCAGAAGAUCUGCUGGCUCACCCGUUCAGCCCUGCAGGAGGCCGCCGUAUCCUCCGGCGUUAGAAAGAUCAUUAAGCUUUAUUCUGAGUCCACAAACAACCUGGAUACAAACAACCUGGAUACAAAGAAUAAGAAGCAAAUCUCUGAGGCUGGUAACAGCAAGAAGACCAAACAGUCGAGGAAACGAGGGGCCAACAACGACCCGAAGCAACUUUCACUCAGCCAGUUCUUCACCUCCUCAAAACAAACCAGAACCUGAAGCAAUUCUUCAAUACUGAGUGUAUGAAAUACAUCUUCAGCCUGUUUAUAUUCAGCGGUCAAGCUGCAGCUGGCUAACUUCACUGGCUUAAGCAUUUUAUUAUAAAUCAUGGAGAAAAGAUUGUAGAUUUUUAAUAGUACAGUUCUUUAGGCUCAUGUAGUCUUUUGUUAAGGUAUGUUUACACGUCGCCCAGGCUAAUUAACAUGAAUUCUUAUGGGAGGCAGCCACACAAUAGUCGACAUUUUUAAAAGCGUUCUGACAUCAAGUACCUUUACAUCAACUAACCAAGAGCUUCAAUCCAGUUCAGUCUUUCAGGGAUACAGGACAAAACAGUUCGAUUAAAACCACCUCCUUGUUUCUACACUCACUGUCCAUUUUAUCAGC